Messenger RNA from Symbiodinium sp. CCMP2456, 819 nucleotides. NCBI's taxonomy places the organism in Eukaryota, Dinophyceae, Suessiales, Symbiodiniaceae. The record is from the annotation of a GenBank genome assembly.
GACACCGACCGGAGUGGCACGCUCACAGCGACAGAACUCAAGAAGAUGAUCAGGAAGGAGCUGCGUAUCACAACUGCGUUGGUCAGCGACCGCGAUGUGGAGGAUUUGGCGGCGGCCUUGGACGGAGAUCACACAGGCAACAUCAGCAUUGAGGAGCUCCUCUCGUUCAUCGAACGUGGCAGCGCGACCUUCUUCCGUGACACGUCCUCCACCAAGGAGACAUCGCAGAUGGAGGACAGCAGUGUCCGCGACCAGGAAGUUCCGAAGUCUCGCGACAGCACCCACAGCGAUGACGACGACGACACCGAUGCAUCUGAGAAGAAGGCACCUGCUGCCGCUCCCCGACCGUCCAAGAGCGUCUUGGCCUCCACCCGGGAGCCUUACAAUCGCUUCGUCUACCGGCCCCUGACCCCACCUCAAGGAGGAAGCCUCAUCACUCUGAGCCCACUUUCUUCUCGAGAGCACCGGGCUCGCAAAGCGAGCCUGGUUAGCCGGCCAAAGGAGCCGCAGCGCAGGGGAGAACCCCGGAAGAAAGACGCGGAGAAGGCGCCCGAGAGCACAGGGCCGGCAAAGACGACGCCGCCCGUGGCGCUUCACACUGGCGGAAGUGCUUACUGGUUGCGUGGCCUGUCCAGGGCGCGAGGGAAUCCUAUGCUGCCGCCGCAGUCGGCACGCGGAGCACACUCUCGUGGGGCCAGGCCUCAGGGAUCCGGCCGCGGCCUCCCAGCCGUCAGGGCGCCGAAGGCUGGACCGCCAAACACAGGUACCUCCAAGCCGUCGGAAGCGUCUCAGAAAAUGGAGCAGGUUGAUCCCGCUUGA